This is a messenger RNA of Rhineura floridana, 818 nucleotides long. Its product is annotated as HAUS augmin-like complex subunit 4. The record is from RefSeq and is a predicted model, not a curated record. NCBI's taxonomy places the organism in Eukaryota, Metazoa, Chordata, Lepidosauria, Squamata, Rhineuridae. Gene Ontology annotation, cellular component: HAUS complex. Gene Ontology annotation, biological process: centrosome cycle; spindle assembly. The transcript has 2 exons. Bases 457 to 756 code for a protein of 99 amino acids. Gene Ontology annotation, molecular function: microtubule minus-end binding.
UUUACGAACACACAAGAAAGCACGGCCAAUUACCUGAGCUGAUUGGAUGAGGCCUUCAGCUUGCAAGCGAAUGCCUGAUUGGUCGCUCAGUACUUGUUUAUUGUCGUGAAGAGGCCUCUUUCCAGGCAGAAGUCGAAGGUCACUAAACUCCUCCGAAAAACGGGGGAGGAGGGGUGGCUGGCAUGCGCUGUGCAGUUGCCAUGACAACAGCAGCCGGGCCCACACCACUUCUUUGGGCUUAUUGGCUGUGACAGAAACCAAUCAUCACCCCCUCACCGGCAACACCAGCCUCCACCUGGCUGAAAGCGAAGGCCAGCCUGUCUUGAGCCAAGAUGGCUUCCACUCAGACCAACACCGCCCUUUGGACUCUGAUUGGCCUGAGCGACGACGUGGGCGUGGCUGUCCGGCUCUAGCCUCUCUGUGUGGCGGGCCAUAGCUGCUACUACAGCGGCGGUGAUGGCGGUAGCGGCGUCUGCGGUUGGGCCGGGGGCAACUGCAGUGGCGCGUGUCUCUUGCGGGAGGGACUUGAGCUGUGUCCCGGAAGUGGCUGGCACGCUUGGUGCGGUCGCCAGGCAGGGGGAUACUCUGCAGGCAGCAGUGAGCCAAGAAGAGCAACAGCUGGCUACUUCUUGCAAGAUCCUCUCCAACUAUGAGACACUGGGCCCUGAGUUUGAAGAACUAGUCAAGGAGUAUGCCCGACUGCAGGCCAUCAUUGAGAAUAGACGCUGGGUCCUAACUGAAUUCAACAAAGACUGAGAUUGCCGUGGACCUGUUUGAGUACUGAAUAGACAAAUAAAAUUUGAAGGCAAACUAGUUAA